CGGUGGUGUGUAAUGCAAGUUAGUGAAAAAAGUGGGCUGCUGCUCAUUUUUUUCUUGUUUUGAUGUUGGAGCAGUGGAUCUUCGAUCUCAACAAAUUCUAACAAAUUUUUGGUUUGGUUCUUUGUGUUUGUAGAUGCAGAUCUUCGUUAAGAACCUGGGAGGAAAGACCAUGACCGUCGAGGUUGAAAGCUCAGACCCUAUCCAUGACGUUAAGACUAAGAUCCAAGAAGAGGAACUUCUUAUCUUCGCUGUAAAGCAACUCAAGGGCUACCCAAUCCUGAAGGAAACCGCCGGUUUCAUUUUCCGACUUGUGCCCCGUCGUCUCAAGAGGAUGAUUCUGAAAUUGGAGGGUAUUCCUCCCUGCCAUCAAGGGCUGUUAUUCGGUGGAAAGCAACUCAACGACAACCAAACCCUAGCUGACUACGACAUCCAGAAGGGAUCUACCCUCAACCUUGUGCUCCGAUUGAGGGGAGGUGUGGAGCGGAUCGUUAUCAAAACUUUGACGGGUGAAACCAUUACCCUUCGUGUGGAGACGUUAGGUACCAUUGGCGAUGUCAAGGCCAUGAUCGAGGAAAAGGUUGGUGUUCCUCGAGACAUGCAGAGGCUGGUUUUUGCUGGUAUACUGCUUGAAGAUGAGAAAACCCACCCUCGCUGAUUACAAAAUCCAGACUGGGUCGUCUGUAUACUUAGUGCUGCUUUUGAAGGCGCAUGACUACGUGAAAUCUAACAUUCAUGACAAAAGGAGGCCAUUGGCUAUUCGCCACACCGCAGAGACUCACUGAUGAACGCUAUGAAGCUCCCUGCUUGAUCUCCUUUUGUUUUUGGGGUUCUUAUGAUUGCUCUUUUUGAGUUUAUCUGCAGGUGAAAAAUAAUUGUUCUUUCUAAGAGACAGGAUUCCUUAGAAGGGAUAUAGGGUUCUUCCCAAGGAAGUGUCUCGACUCUGAUGUGUGUGGGAGGGGGUGGUUUAAUGUGAAAAUCAUGUGUAGCCACUACAUUGGUGCAAUGAGUAUCGGAUGGUUAUGAGUC
This is a messenger RNA of Macadamia integrifolia, 1026 nucleotides long. RefSeq names its product polyubiquitin 11-like. The transcript has a single exon. The coding region runs from base 134 to 655 and encodes 173 amino acids. Gene Ontology annotation, molecular function: protein tag activity; ubiquitin protein ligase binding. The record is from RefSeq and is a predicted model, not a curated record. Gene Ontology annotation, biological process: modification-dependent protein catabolic process; protein ubiquitination. Gene Ontology annotation, cellular component: cytoplasm; nucleus. NCBI's taxonomy places the organism in Eukaryota, Viridiplantae, Streptophyta, Magnoliopsida, Proteales, Proteaceae.